AGUCCACAUUUCUUCUCAUUACCCCCUCACACCACCGAUUUUCAAGUGCCCCGAUCAUCAUCUACAGUAGACCAAGAGCUCAAGACAAGAUGGCCACGCAACCCGACGGAAUCUCUCAUCAAACAGCUACGGACGAUAAUUUACCUAGCACUGCUGUACAACCCGUAAAAGAUUUUCGGUUCUGGGGCAUCUUUGCUUCUCUGUGUCUCCUCUCUUUCAUAUCAGCUUUGGAUGUUUCCAUCAUUACCACUGCCCUCCCCAAAAUCACAGCUGAGGUUGGGGGUGGUGAAGAGUUCGUGUGGAUUGCGAACUCAUUCAUAGUCGCCUCUGCUGUUCUACAACCUUUAUGUGGCCAGGCCGCUGACGCUUUCGGCCGGCGAGUUCCCAUCAUUGCAGCCACCACGCUCUUCCUUAUCGGGAGCGGUCUCGCUGGCGGUGCGUACAAUGUAGGCUUACUGAUCGCCGGGCGCACCAUCCAAGGCGUGGGUGCCGGAGGCAUAUAUGUCCUCAUUGAUAUCGUAUGCUGUGACCUGGUGUCUCUGCGCGAGCGAGGGAAAUACUUAGGUCUCAUGUUCUCUUGGUCAGGGGUUGCAGCCGCUCUAGGUCCUCCUGUUGGCGGCGCUUUAGCCCAAGCGAACUGGCGCUGGGUUUUCUGGAUUAAUAUUCCCAUCUGCGGCGUGGCCCUGGUUAUGCUCUUACUAUUCAUGAGGGUAAAGAAGGGAGAGCAUGGGUCAACCAAGACUCUCCGCUCAGGAGCCAAGGGUCUGGACUACUUUGGAUCCCUCAUAUUCAUACCGAGCUUGAUAUCAUUGUUGUUGGGCUUGAUCAUGGGCGGCACGCGAUUCCCAUGGUCUUCAUUCCGUGUUAUCCUACCCCUCGUGUUGGGGGUUGUCGGAUGGGCGCUGUUUCAUGUUCACCAGCAUUACUUCGCCUCUCACCCUAGCGUGCCUUCACGACUCUUUAGCAACCGCACAUCUGUGACAGCAUUCCUUCUCACAUUCACGUCCUCUGUUAUAUUACAAAUGACCUCAUACUUUCUUCCUUUCUAUUUCCAAGCCGUGCUUGCCACCACAACCUUGGAAUCAGGCACAUAUUUCCUUCCUUUCGCCCUAGGGUCUCUCGUUUUCGCCGUUGUUGCGGGCAGUCUGUUAACCAAAUUUGGAGCAUACCGACCACUGCACGCAGUUGCGUUCGCUUUUUCUUCCAUUGCCUUCGGUCUUUUUACGCUACUAAACAGCUCCACUACGAAGGUUGCCUGGGUAUUUUUCCAGUUAAUCGCCAGUGCCGGUUGCGGUAUGAUUCUGUCCGUUCUUUUACCUGCUAUCAUGGCGGGCUUGCCCGAGUCCGAUGUUGCUUCCGCAUCAGCUACAUUCAGCUUUAUAAAAAACUUUGGGUAUAUUUGGGGGGUGACUAUUUCUGGUAUCAUAUUCAACGCUGCCUUUGACCAAAAUCUACGCCUCAUCUCGGAUCAAGGACUUCGUGGACAAUUGAGCGGUGGUAAAGCAUACGCUUUUGCGAGCCAGGUGCAUGCCCAAAAGGCGACACUUGAUCCGCCUGUGCUAUCUCAAGUCAUGGCGGUGUACGCCAAAAGCUUGAGAAUCAUCUGGUGGGUUGGCCUCGGCAUCAGCCUGGUAAGUAUGUUGGCUGUUUCAUUAGAAAAGAAUCUGGAAUUGCGAACAGAGUUGAAGACAGAAUACGGCAUCGAGAAGAGAGAGAAUGGAUCAAAUGCGAAUGACGAAGAUAUAGGAAUGAACAGUAGUGUACAAUGAAAAGCUGGCCCGGGUCUUGUAUGGGAUUUGUGCAAACAAGGUUAACUUCGUAUUGUGAAGAGCGAGUACGCUGAUUUGAAACACUCUACGGUGUCCGACAAUAGCUGUACGUACGCUGUAUGUACUUCGUACGGGACUUGUAUUUAUUCAAAGAGGUUUAAUGCCUCCGCUUUCAGCUUCAGGCGUUUAACUGAUGCACUGUUCUUACACUGCCGAUUGCAUUCAGUGGAUAAUGGAGACUUCACCACGCCAACAGCCUUGGACUCCUAAACGGAUUGUUCACGAGCUAAUGGCGAUUUAGUUUGGCUUUGUACAUGCGAUGGCUACAACAAUAACAUUUGCCGUUCACGACCUUUUGUCCUCAUCCGAGCUAUAUGGAGCCGCUCCGUCAAGAACUGGUUGCGU
Messenger RNA from Xylaria bambusicola, 2174 nucleotides. RefSeq names its product major facilitator superfamily domain-containing protein. The record is from RefSeq and is a predicted model, not a curated record. Gene Ontology annotation, molecular function: transmembrane transporter activity. Gene Ontology annotation, biological process: transmembrane transport. NCBI's taxonomy places the organism in Eukaryota, Fungi, Ascomycota, Sordariomycetes, Xylariales, Xylariaceae. The coding region runs from base 90 to 1769 and encodes 559 amino acids. The transcript has 3 exons.